Sinocyclocheilus rhinocerous is the source of this 1928-nucleotide messenger RNA. RefSeq names its product homeobox-containing protein 1-like. The record is from RefSeq and is a predicted model, not a curated record. The transcript is spliced from 11 exons. Bases 56 to 1516 code for a protein of 486 amino acids. NCBI's taxonomy places the organism in Eukaryota, Metazoa, Chordata, Actinopteri, Cypriniformes, Cyprinidae. Gene Ontology annotation, cellular component: nucleus. Gene Ontology annotation, molecular function: double-stranded telomeric DNA binding. Gene Ontology annotation, biological process: positive regulation of DNA-templated transcription.
ACAUGUCGUUAAAGACGUAUGGAAGUGUCUUCUGGCAUCCACUUCCUGCAUCCACAUGGGACUGUCGCUGCGGCCCCCCUUGUCCCCUGCGGGUGACUCCUCGACCAUGCGACAGUGGUGCCUUCCUGCUGUGGCUCCACGCGCCGAACCGCUCCCAACGGGCCGAUUAUCACCUCAAAUCUCAGAUGCUAGGAUGGAGUGUUGUGAUGUGGAGCCACGCUAUACCAUUGAACAGAUCGACCUGCUCCAGCGUUUAAGGCUGUCAGGGAUGACCAAACCUCAGAUCAUUCAAGCCCUUGAGUCUUUAGAGAGGCUUGAUCCAGACCAUCGUACCCCAUGCUGCAACAAUCACUCGGCCCCACCCAGCGCCCCUACCUCCGCAGCCCCUGCUGCUCCCUCGUCCUCCUCUUCUUCCUUCUCCUCUCUUACCUCAGCCACCACGCAGACUCCUGUUAUGGAUGCUGCAUUAUCGCCAAGCAACAGCUACGAUGCUUCGCCCCCACCCAUGUACCCACCCAGCGGAGUUCAGAGGUCGUUUAGUUACGACUUGGCAGAAGAGGACUGGGAUCUGGAGGAGAAGGUGGAGGAAUACAUGAGGAGGGACAGCAACCUUGUGAAAGAAGAGAUAAAGGCUUUUCUCAAUAACAGAAGGAUCUCACAGGCAAUUGUUGGACAAGUCACAGGUAUUAGUCAGAGCUACAUCUCCCAGUGGCUUCUGCAGCAGGGGCUGGAGAUGAGCGACUCCAAACGCAGGGCGUUCUAUCGCUGGUACCUGCUGGAGCGCAACAGCCCAGGAAUCAGAUGGAGUGAAAACCAGCAUGCUCAGGUCCCCAGGAGCAGAACUGACACUUCCUUGAAUAGGCAGAGAGAACUGCUGAUGCACCUCCUCCCCUGGUACUCUACUCACCAGUCCCAGUCAGGUGCCACAUUGUCCAUGCGCUCUCUGGUUAAAGAGGAGCCUGACUGGAGGUUGGCUGGAAGCCCUGCAGACAGGGCAGCAGUUGGGCCUUUUAGACUGCGUAGAGGUAGUCGCUUCACCUGGAGAAAGGAGUGCCAGUCAAUCAUGGAGAGUUUCUUUAUAGAGAACCAGUAUCCUGAUGAAGCCAAAAGAGAGGAAAUUGCCAAUGCUUGUAAUGCUGUCAUUCAAAAACCUGGAUGCAAACUGUCCGAAUUUGAACGGGUCACUGCGCUCAAAGUGUACAACUGGUUUGCCAAUCGGAGGAAGGAGAUGAAGAGACGUGCAAACAUAGAGGCUGCUAUACUAGAGAGCCAUGGGAUAGAGGUACCCAGCCCCAGCUGCCACUCCAACAGCGAAGAGGUCGAGACUCAGGAGUUUGGAGAUCAAGUCAUGAGUCAGCGGUUCUCUGAGCAGGAGGAGCUGUCUCAGAGGAAAGACAUCGAGCCAGAAGGUGCCAUGCUACCUCCUGUGGAAGUGGUGUCUCCUUUAAGCCCCACCUCUCAACUCGUGGAGCGGAAGCUGGAUGAAUCGAAAAGGGAGGCUACUGAUGAUGAUUAACCAAUGAACCGAGUCGUAUUUUUGUUCCAAAGUGGCUUCGUGUCGUUUUUCUCAGCCAAGCCUGACACUCUAAAUUCUCUGGUGCCUCUAGUGGUAGGGAGGCCACUCUUAUGUAUCUACAGUAAUCACGCUUGUAGUAACGGCAAUAUUUACUCUAUACAGUAUAUUGUGCAUUCCAAGACAGUCUUAAUGCUUCCUGCAAGAGGGAAAGAUGCGUAUGGUGCAAACUAGUAACUUUCUCAUCACGCUAAAGCUGUUUGCUUUCAUUUCUCAGUGUUCUCAUAUACAACCGUUCCACCUGUUAUCUCAAGCGAGCAGUCUAGAGAAACCUGCAGGACAGGUGUUUAAUUUGAAACAACGGGGGCACUGAACCCAGUUUGAAGUCUGUGUGAAUUUUAAGAGCUUAACAGUC